Penicillium mononematosum is the source of this 297-nucleotide messenger RNA. RefSeq lists its product as uncharacterized. Bases 1 to 297 code for a protein of 98 amino acids. The transcript has 2 exons. The record is from RefSeq and is a predicted model, not a curated record. NCBI's taxonomy places the organism in Eukaryota, Fungi, Ascomycota, Eurotiomycetes, Eurotiales, Aspergillaceae.
AUGAGUGACAACCCCUCCCUGAUGGUCCGCAAAUUCCUGGAAGACAAUGACUCAGCAGUCGGCAUUAAUGGAUUCACAUCCGCUUUCUCGAGCCUUGAAAUCGUCAAAGCCACCCCCGUUAUGCGUCGUGCUCGAGUAACGGGUUUCGAAAUCAAGCUUUGGGGCCCCUACCCUGCCCUUCUUGGAAAGCCGCUUCAUUCGGUUGAAUGCGUGGCGUGUGAAAUCGUAUCGCAGACGCAGCUUGAUCGACUGCGGCUUAUGAGACGGACAAAACCGGCCAAGACAAUGCUCGAUUGA